Molecule: messenger RNA, 1654 nt
Organism: Oryzias melastigma (Indian medaka)
Lineage: Eukaryota; Metazoa; Chordata; Actinopteri; Beloniformes; Adrianichthyidae
Gene: tmem38a
Product: transmembrane protein 38A
Exons: 6
Coding region: 318-1199 (293 amino acids)
Biological process (GO): potassium ion transmembrane transport
Cellular component (GO): membrane
Molecular function (GO): potassium channel activity; identical protein binding
Source: RefSeq, a predicted model, not a curated record
CUAAGGCGUCUAAAGGCCUAUCAGGAAAAAGCUUUCUGUUUUCCUAGUCAAAUUUGAAAGAGCUGUGGAGCAUCGCUGCGCAGCUGGCACCGCGCGCGCAGGAGGAUCGUGAUGCUGCUGCUGCUGAGGCUGUGUGGACAUGAGUGGUAUUAAUAGGAGGGCUUGAGUGUCAAAGGCUUUCACAGCCGAGACAAAUCUAGACCGGGGGGCUCGGUGGAGAGUCGGUGGACACCGGUUUGGGGGGCUUCCUUUCCAGACUGCGCAGUUGGAAUACAGAGGAAAAACCACAGGGAUCCGCAGCUCAUCGGACUGGCACGAUGGAAAACGUACUGGCAGUUCUUAAUUUGGGCGAUUUUGCCCAGGCUUUCUCCAAAAUGGGAAUGUUUCCCGUCUUUGAUCUUGCGUAUUACAUAGUGUCCAUCCUCUACCUCAAAUAUGAGCCAGGCUCAGUUGAGGUUUCUCGCCGGAGUCCUGUGGCCUCCUGGCUCUGCGCCAUGCUGUACUGCUUUGGUAGCUACAUCCUGGCAGACAUCAUGCUUGGAAGCAGCCCCCUCGACUAUUUCCAACACAACAGCCACAUCCUGCUGGCCUCAGCUGUCUGGUACCUCAUUUUUUAUUGCCCGUUGAACCUCUUCUAUAAAUGUGUGGCUUUCCUUCCUGUCAAACUGGUGUUGGUUGCCCUGAAGGAGGUUGUUCGCACUCGCAAAAUCGCAGCAGGUGUUCACCACGCCCACCACGCCUACCAUCACGGCUUCUUCAUCAUGGUGAUCGUUGGAUACGUUAAAGGAUCUGGGGUGGCUCUUAUUUCCAAUUUUGAGCAGCUGCUGCGUGGUGUUUGGAGGCCCGAGACCAAUGAGAUCCUCAACAUGUCAUUCCCCACUAAAGCCAGCUUGUAUGGAGCCAUCCUCUUCACCCUGCAGGAGGCUCACUGGCUGCCAGUGUCCAAGAGCACCCUCAUCCUCGUCUUCACCCUUUUCAUGGCCACAAGCAAGGUGGUGAUGACAGCCCGCCAUUCUCACGGCUCCCCCUUUGCCCUCAUUGAGUCCUGGGUUUGCCAUCUGCUGUUCGGCUCUCCUCUGGCAGGAAGUGAGGAGGACCACCAUCACGCCUCCUCUCCUGCCGCCCCGUCUUCACCUCUCAAAACCAAGGAGGAGCUGAGCGAAGGCGCUCGGAAGAGGAAAGCCAAGAAAGCAGAGUAGAAGGCAAAACUGCAUCGGACUCGCCCUCAUGCUGUUCACAGGAUGAGACCCAUUCUUUUCUGACGAAAGGGCCCCUUUGAUCCUCUGUCAAAAAAAACCCUUUCUACUGGAGCGACAUGGUGCUUUCUGCAUUUUAAAUAGCUGAAGGACUCUGAGGCAAACGUUUUGUAUUCUCAACCCGACCUGGACACUUGGUGAACACGUGCUGUGUGGUCAUCCAAGUUCAGGAACCUCACGGAGGGCCUCUGUUUCACAUCAGUAGAUGUGUUACCAGUCAAAGCUGUUUUUCUUUUACUCCAAUUAAAAACAUAAUUUGAGUUCAGAAAGAAGUGAAAAAUGUAAGUAAUUUAAAAGAAUUAAAUGUAAAAUGAAGCAUUACGAACAAAACAAUGCUGGCUUUCUACACUGAAAAGAAAACAAGUCAUAUCUUUAAAUAAAAAAUAACAGAAACAUUG